AAUUAGAGAAAUAUGUUAUUCUUCUGCUGUGAAACAUGGAGAAAAUAUUUCCACCGGGAUUCUUUACUACAUCUGUACAUUUAAUCGCUCACUUACCCUAUGAAGCAAGAGUGUGUGGAUCAGUGCAAUACAGAUGGAUGUAUAUGUUUGAGAGGUUUCUUGGGAGCCUAAAAAAGAAAAUCACCAAUAAAGCGCAUAUUGAGGCAUCCAUAUGUAGUGCAUACAUUUUUGAGGAAUUGUCAAUGUUUGCCUCUUACUACUUUGAAACACCAAUACGUUCUAAACGUAUUAGACCUUCUCGAAACGAUGAUGUUGCUUCAUCUUCUUCAAGUUCAAUGAGGUUCUCAAUUUUCAAUCAUCCUGGUCGUGGACAUGGGAAGUCUACUUUAGGGUACAUUGUUGGUGAAGAAUUAAAAGUUGCAUACACAUAUAUCUUACUUAAUUGUGCAGAAGUGAGACCAUAUUACGAAAUUUUUUCGGACUUCAUUGAAUCACAAGGUCACAGUAAUGUGGAUCACAUUAUCGCCAGAGACUUCUCAGAAUGGUUUAGUGCUUAUGUGAUGAAUCCUUAUAAUGGAGUUUCUGACCCCUUAAUAACAGCACUUGCGUGCGGUUUAAAUUCCCGGGCUCAAUCACGACCUGCAUACAUAGUAGGUGGUUAUACAUUCCAUACUCGAUCUUAUGGAAUUGGGAAAAAAACAUAUAAUAGUGGAGUAUGUGUUCGUUCUUCAAAUUACAAUAACUCAAGUACAGAUUGGAUCGGGACUUUAGAAGAGGUACUCGAGGUGGAAAUACUUAGUCCUCUAAAGCUACAAGUUGUGUUGUUCAAUUGUACAUGGGUUGAUCCUGUGCGUGGUAUGCGAGCACAUGACAAAUAUAAUAUUGUUGAUGUGAAGCUUGAUUGUGUUUAUCGAGUUUUUGAGCCAUUUAUCUUAGCACAACAAGCAACACAAGUGUUCUUUCUUGAAUACCCAAUGGGCCGUACCGCAUCACUACGUGGUUGGAAAUGUGCGUGCAAAGUUAGAGCAAGGAAUGUUAUUCAAGGAGAAUGGAAGAGUGUUGAUGAUGAACCAUACCAAGUUGAGGAAACUGAACCACCUCCUAUUGUUGAUGUUAUGGAGGGCUUUAUAGAGUUACAAGAUCCUGGAAUAGAGAUAGAUAUUCCUUUAGUCGAAGUUCUUCAAGCUACUCCAACUGAUGAUAUUGCUCAGAAUGUUACUGAAUACGCUGAAGAAUAUGGAGACGAAGACGAAAGAGGAGAAGAAGACAAUAAUCAAAGUGAUCCAGAUGACGUAAUAUGUGAAGAAGAUAAUAACAACUCAGAUGAAGAGGUUUAGAUGGACUUUGUAGUUUGUUUUUAUUUUAGUAGAACAAUGAAUAAUAAAUUUGUAAUUUACGGUGAUUAACUCAAUGUUGUUGAAA
This is a messenger RNA of Cuscuta europaea, 1422 nucleotides long. The record is from the annotation of a GenBank genome assembly. Lineage: Eukaryota; Viridiplantae; Streptophyta; Magnoliopsida; Solanales; Convolvulaceae.